AGAGUGUUGAAAAAAAGUUUUUCCUCUUCGUUCUUUCUCUCUGCUUGCUUGGUUCAGAGCUCUAUUUCCUUCCUCUAUUUCUAUCCCAACCUCCAUAGACAAACCUCGAGGCCUCUAAAUUAAAUCAUAAAUCUCAGCCAUGGAUCUCAUCCCUAUCCUCCUAGUGUUAGUCUCUGCAUUUUCAUCAAUCCAGGCAGUCACCCCAGCAAACUCCAAGGUCUUUAGAGAGUACAUUGGAGCUGAAGGCAAAGGUGUUCGGUUUGCAGAUGUCCCUAUUAAUUCCAAAGUCGAAGUUCACUUCAUUCUCUCCUUCGCCAUUGACUACACCUCAUCUUCUUCUCCUUCACCAACCAAUGGUCGGUUCAAAGCAUACUGGGAUGAAGACAACCUUAGCCCAUCACAUGUUUCAGCAACCAAAGCCCUCCAUUCAAACGUCAAAGUAUGUAUCAGUCUUGGAGGUGAUACCAUAAGAGGGCAGUAUGUGUUCUUCAAACCCAGAUCAAUCAACUCUUGGGUUAGCAAUGCUAUCAGUUCAAUAACAAAGAUAGCUCGAGAGUAUGAUUUGGAUGGAAUUGAUAUAGACUAUGAGCACUUCGAUGCGGAUACAAAUACGUUUGCUGAGUGCAUCGGUCGCCUUCUUUCCCACCUUAAGGAACAGAAAAUAGUGUCAAUUGCAUCAAUAGCACCGUAUGAUAAUGAUUCUGUGCAACCAUAUUACUUGGCCCUAUGGAUGUAGUAUGGAUAUCUAAUAGACUAUGUUAAUUUUCAAUUUUAUGCCUAUGACAAGGGGACAACUAUUUCUCAAUUCUUGGAUCAUUUUGAGACUCAGAGCUCUAAUUAUAGGGGAGGAAAGGUUUUAGUGAGCUUCGGUACUGAUGGAAGUGGGGGUUUGUCUCCUGAAAAUGGGUUUUUUGAGGCUUGUAGUAAGCUUAGACAUGCGAAAAAACUUCAUGGCAUAUUUAUAUGGUCAGCAGAUGACUCCAAGAAGGCCGGAUUUCCUUAUGAGAAGCAGUCACAAACCUUCCUGGCCAGCACAAAGUGAUCAUCUGUGUUUCUUCUCUCAUGUUGUUGUAUUACAAACGAGUGAUAUAAUAAAUUAAAGGAUGAAAUUGGAAUA
This is a messenger RNA of Populus trichocarpa (black cottonwood), 1117 nucleotides long. RefSeq names its product chitinase 1. Gene Ontology annotation, biological process: carbohydrate metabolic process. Lineage: Eukaryota; Viridiplantae; Streptophyta; Magnoliopsida; Malpighiales; Salicaceae. The coding region runs from base 140 to 736 and encodes 198 amino acids. The record is from RefSeq and is a predicted model, not a curated record. The transcript has 2 exons. Gene Ontology annotation, molecular function: hydrolase activity, hydrolyzing O-glycosyl compounds.